UUCUCUGAGCAGGAUUAUUUCACUGGUUAUGCGCAUCGAUUGGAUAUCUACAAAUUUAUCAUUAAAAUAUAAAAAAAAUGUGUAGCCACCACACACGGACAGAAGAAAAGAUUAAAAAAUUAUUGAAAGCAAGUAUUGUUUGCUUACGUGUUUACAACAGAGAUGUAUAUGGAGCAUUCACAGUUUCCUACUUGGAUACCCCGUCCCUAGCGAUGCACGAACGUAACUGGGUACAACCUUGAUCGACAAGCUUAUUCUGGCUGUACAAGAUUCAGACGGCAUAGGAUCUUUGUUUGUAUAUACCGUCUGUCUUGCAGAGUGGAGACUUGAAUACACAAUCCGUUGUUAUAAAAAGUUUCACAUAGGACUACAAGAACAAAAUGGAAACGUUCGAGGCAUAUGACGAGUCUAUGGUUACCGCAGCAAAUUAUCAGUGUGACAUUGUUCAAACUGUGAACAAUCAUGCGCCCAAGGAAGAAAUAGAAGUACGGAAUAGAGAGAAUCAUGAUACGUUGACGUUGCAACAGCAACAGGCGGAGCAGAUGCAUCAGGUGACGCAGAUCGAAUCGAAUAUCCAACAAAAAGCAACUGCAGUUCGAUUGCCUGCUUUAUUGGAUGGAGAGUACUUCCAGGUGAUCAGGGUGGAAGACACUAACGUUACGGUACGUUGUCAGCAGUGUAUGAAAUUGCUCAACGGCAAUCUGAAGUCCACUGGGAACUUUCUCAGUCAUGUAAAGCGAUUGCAUCCCUCUUUGAUGUCCAAAAUAAGGUGCAAGUCUAGUCAGAGGAAACCCGCGAUAUAUGUCAAUUCGACGUUACCUGAUAAAUGCUCCGAAAUAAUGCCGGGAAAGCGUGCAGCAGUACAAAAUAAGAAGCGCUGUAAAACGCAGGAGGAAUGUACGGCCGAAAAGAACGAAUCUUACGAACAACAUGCGGAUUGGAACGAUACGUCGUUAAUCCGGGGAUCCGACGAGUCGGAAUCGGCGGAUCCAUCCCUAAGAAUAUCACAUAAUAAUUCAUUUAUAAUGGAGGACGAGUACGAUGCAAUCGGUCGCAACGUUGCCGCCAAGCUCAGGAAUAUGAGACUGGACCAAAGAAUAAUAGCUGAGAAAUUGUUGAACGACAUUUUAUUUGAAGCUCAGCUCGGUAAUCUUCACAGAGAUUCGAGUAUUCACGUGUGAAAAUAAAAUGUACAACGACCUAUGAAU
This is a messenger RNA of Atta colombica, 1208 nucleotides long. RefSeq lists its product as uncharacterized. Lineage: Eukaryota; Metazoa; Arthropoda; Insecta; Hymenoptera; Formicidae. The transcript is spliced from 5 exons. The record is from RefSeq and is a predicted model, not a curated record. The coding region runs from base 381 to 1181 and encodes 266 amino acids.